Messenger RNA from Pelobates fuscus (common spadefoot toad), 1516 nucleotides. RefSeq names its product protein FAM98A-like. Gene Ontology annotation, cellular component: tRNA-splicing ligase complex. Lineage: Eukaryota; Metazoa; Chordata; Amphibia; Anura; Pelobatidae. The transcript has a single exon. The coding region runs from base 176 to 1516 and encodes 446 amino acids. The record is from RefSeq and is a predicted model, not a curated record.
GGGAUAGGAGAUUACCGGCUGUGUCUGAGGACCGGGGAGUGUAACACCGGCUGACUCCGAGGCUGUCCUCCUCUCCCAGGGCUAUCUAACAGCUCACAUCUUCCAACGGAGCCGCCGAUCCGCCAUCGGAGUCACUGGGCCUAGCGGAGCGCAGACACUGCUAAUAUCCUGCAUUAUGGAGUGUGACAUGCUGGAGAAUGACGUGUUGGAAUCACUGGAAGACCUGGGCUAUAAAGGUUCACUAAUGGAUGAAGGAGCCUUGAUCCAGGCAGCCAGUCAGGGAGCCCUUUCUCAAGAAUAUACCAAACUCUGUGCAUGGCUGGUGACAGAGCUUAAAUCGUUCAGCAAACUAGAAGAAAACGUGGAAGCUACUAACAGCCCUGCUGAAUCAAAAGGAUUCCAACUAGAAAUGAGCGGUCUUUUAACCGAAAUGAGCUGUCCAUAUGCCUGUCUAACAUCAGGAGAAGUUACAAAACGCCUCCUGGACAAAAGAAAUUGUCUUCUCCUGCUAACGUAUCUCAUUUCUGAACUCGAAGCUCCUAGAAAUCUUUGUGUUACUAUGCCUUCAAAGAAGGAGAAGGAUGGUGGUGGUAGUGAGGUAUUUGUCGAACUCAAGAGCAUAUGCAUGACACUGGGAAUGUCUAAACCUCCUGCCAACAUUACGAUGUUCCAAUUUUUUAGAGGAAUUGAAAAAAAGUUGAAGGAGACCUUUUUAAAAGUGCCACCUAAUCAUUUAGGAAAGCCCCUCUUAAGCAAGACAUUGGGCCCUUCUCAUUGGGAAAAAAUUGAAGCAAUUAACCAAGCCAUAUCCAAUGAAUAUGAACCACCUCCUCCAGAAAUGCCUCCCUGGCAGAAGAGAAAUGAUGGACCACCACAAGGAGGCAGCAGAGGGGGAGGAAGAGGUGGAUAUGAGCAGUCAUAUAGUGGCAGAGGAGGCUAUGACCAAGGUGGUGGAAGAGGAAGCUAUGACCACAGUGGUGGUGGAGGAAGCUAUGACCACAGUGGUGGGCGAGGAGGUUAUGACCACAGUGGUGGGCGAGGAGGUGGUCGUGGGAGUUAUGGCCAUGGUGGCAGAGGAGCUAGAGGAAGUAAAGUUCAAGGAGGCUGGACAGACGGUGGUGGUAGCAGUACAGGAGGCGGCUAUCAUGAUGGUGGUUAUCGAGAUUCUGGUGUUCAAACUGGCGGCUACCAAGGUGGAGGAGUAGGUUUCCAAGGUGGAUAUCAAGGAAGCAGUGGAGGAUAUGGUGGCUACCAAGGGUCAUCCUAUUCUGGAAGUGGAUACCAGGGUGGAGGUUAUCAACAAACAACAAUGACAGGGGAGGCAGCCGUGGAGGUGGGAGAGGGGGCCGUGGUGGUCGUGGUGGAAGAGGAGGACAAGGUGGAGGUUGGGGAUUACGAGGUGCCCAAAACUAUAACCAGGGUGGUCAGUUUGAGCAGCACUUUCAACACGGAGGUUAUCAGUAUAACCAGUCUGGCUUUGGACAAGGAAGACACUACACUAGCUGAGGUUGUUUAA